AUGUAUUUACCAUCGUCACCAGUUCGCGGGGAGAACAGUCCAUUGCGCGCCAAAACGGUCGCAAACGUGUCCGAGCCCCUGUCUUUGUCCAGGGACUACCCUACUCCAAACCCAUCUUCGUCCCUUGGCUACGAGGAAGAGUCUGAGAAAGCCCGCAAAGUCGCCUUCGAACUGCCACCGCGCAAAGUCGAGAUUGUUUCUCCGAUGUCGCGGGUCCGCAGACUGAAGGUGCCACUGACAGGGCGUCAGAUCAGCAUCGGACGGUCAUCGAGAUCGAACCAGUGCGUGCUCAACCCCCAUAACAAGCUGGUGUCGCGCACCCACUGCUCCGUCCACUACGUUCCAGAAACACACACUCUCAAGCUUCACUGCAUUGGCUGGAACGGCGUCAACGUCACGGUGCCGGGACGCGUGGACGUCGAGAAAAAGGACGACGCGUUUGAGGUCACGAGCAGCACGGUUGCGCCAAAAAGUGCCCGUGUUUUAUCCCAGGAGGCCUCGGUGACCAAUCUCUACAUACUUAAGGGCGAAACCGUAUUUUUGCCAAUGCUUCCAGGACUCAUCUUGGACAUCCGUGGCGAGCUGAUCCUGGUCGAGACAGAGGAUGAGCUGACGGAGGACGAGGCUGAAGAGGAACUGGAGCAGACCCCGGAGCCUCUGCAGCAAGAGACCAAGAAGCCUGUGAAACACGUCCAGACUGUGCACGAAGACAAGGAGAACGUCCCGCCUGUGGCCAAAAAAGAGCCUACUGCUAUUUCUCCAGCGUACACGCCAGAACAAUCGCCCGAUCCGGUCGCAGCCACCAAAGCACGCGCAAGAAGCAAGAACCACAACUCUCCGAGAAAGAAGAAGGACACCGAACACCAGAUCUCCAAGGAGGAGGCGGACGUCCUGUUGGAGCCGCUGCGGCCGCAACUGCCUCAUCUGGCCAAUAUCCUGGUCAACCACUUGGCCUACUCCAGACUGCUGCAAACUCCGUUGCAGAAUUUGAUGGACCUCAAGGCUGUGCAAGAUAUGGGCUUGAGUAAGCAGCAGCUGCGCGGCUUACUAAUAUAUUACGUGGACUGUAUCGGCGUUAUCUACCGCGUGGGUAAAGAUGCGGCGGGCAAGCCGUUGGACGAGGAAUACUACUACGACCCGGAAAAGGACCAGGACAAGUCGCGGGUCCAGCUCGUUGAGGAGCUGAAGGGGUCUGCCUCGCAUUUGCGUAGUUGCAGAAAGACCCAUAAACAGUACUUCUGGAAGAAGCCGGCAAAGAGAUAA
This is a messenger RNA of Ogataea haglerorum, 1263 nucleotides long. RefSeq lists its product as uncharacterized. Lineage: Eukaryota; Fungi; Ascomycota; Pichiomycetes; Pichiales; Pichiaceae. The record is from RefSeq and is a predicted model, not a curated record. Bases 1 to 1263 code for a protein of 420 amino acids. The transcript has a single exon. Gene Ontology annotation, molecular function: protein binding.